AUGGGACGGGACACAAGAGGGGGCACAGACUCCAAGGGCCCUCAGAGCCUGGAGCACCCAGCACUCCCACAGCUCCCGCGCCGUCCACAGCUACUGGAUGAGGAUGGAGGGGCCAGUGAGGAAGGGGCCGCAGGGCCUGUGGAGGGCAGCAGCGGCCCUGGUUGCACUGAGCGGGGUGAGCAGACCCGGGAGGACACCCCGGCGGAUCCCCCCACUGAGGCCUCAGCAGCAUCCCCUACUCAGGCCCCUGCUGGUUCCCAGGCCAUGGGUGAGGCCGGGCAGGAGUCCAAGCUGGCACCCAGUGGGGUCUCCAACAUCGGCUUCGUGGGUGAGCCCCCGCCCUACGCCCCGCCGGACCCCAAGGCCGUGCACCUGCUCUACCCACCCUUCCCCCAGGUGCCAGUGCUGUUCCAGCCUGGGCCCUCUCCCCAGGCCCUGUACCCGCCGCCGCCCGCGGCCACACCUCUAUACUCCGCGGGACCUUCACCGCCGCCCCUCUUCUCACCCCCUGCCACCGGAGGAGGAGGUGCCUUCCCCUUCCCCAUGUACAACAGCCCCGUGGCGGGCAUGGCAGUCCCCACCGCAGUGGAGCACAGGCCCCGGCCCAAGGAUUAUAUGAUGGAAUCAGUGCUGGUGACCCUCUUCUGCUGCCUUCUUACUGGACUCAUCGCCAUUGUCUACUCCCAUGAGACCCGUGCAGCCCUCAGCAGGGGUGAUCUGGCCCAGGCUGAGGAGGCCUCACGGAAGGCUCGCUCGCUUGUGCUCUUCAGCCUGCUCUUCGGGGUCUUCGUGUCCACCAGCUGGGUCAUCUAUGUGGUGGUGGCACUCUACCUCCCCUGA
Molecule: messenger RNA, 840 nt
Organism: Orycteropus afer afer
Lineage: Eukaryota; Metazoa; Chordata; Mammalia; Tubulidentata; Orycteropodidae
Source: RefSeq, a predicted model, not a curated record